AUGGCUUCAAGUGCGAGAGUUGGUCCUGGUCCUCUUCCUGGACGAGGGUCCAGGGACACCACCGCCAUUUCCAUAUACACCUUUGAAGACGACCUCACCGAAUCACCUGAAUUCAAGUGGGACAAGACGCCGCGUCGCGAAAUCUACAACUCCUCCAUCUCCGACAAUUUUGACAACAACCACUUCCUUCCUUUUCCGCCAUCGCCACACACAGUGGCGAAGAAGAAACGACGGAGAAAAAAAAAGAAAGCGACCACACGUCACUACAUCAACACUUCCUCGGCCGACAAUGGGUUCUUUGGCGACGAGAGAGAUGAGGAAGAAGAAGAAAUCGGAAUGCUAGUUUUGUUUUCACCAAAUCACAAGAAGAGGAUGAAGGAAGCGAAAUGCAAUGUUUCGAACGGAGGGAAGGUGUGGUUGCUAGAGAUUGAGUUGCCGGUGACGUUGUCGGGGUUGAAGAAGCUGAUACCGUCAUUUGCGGCGGAGGGGAAAGUGAAGGAGAGCUUCGCAGUGGCGAUGAAAUCGAAGGACCCAUAUGAGGAUUCCAAGAGAUUGAUGAUGGAGAUGAUAUUAGAGAAGUGA
Molecule: messenger RNA, 582 nt
Organism: Camellia sinensis
Lineage: Eukaryota; Viridiplantae; Streptophyta; Magnoliopsida; Ericales; Theaceae
Source: RefSeq, a predicted model, not a curated record